This is a messenger RNA of Helicoverpa armigera (cotton bollworm), 3663 nucleotides long. It is a transcript of the gene Ykt6, whose product is annotated as YKT6 v-SNARE. Gene Ontology annotation, biological process: endoplasmic reticulum to Golgi vesicle-mediated transport. The coding region runs from base 269 to 865 and encodes 198 amino acids. NCBI's taxonomy places the organism in Eukaryota, Metazoa, Arthropoda, Insecta, Lepidoptera, Noctuidae. The transcript has 2 exons. The record is from RefSeq and is a predicted model, not a curated record. Gene Ontology annotation, cellular component: Golgi apparatus. Gene Ontology annotation, molecular function: SNAP receptor activity.
ACACAUUGUCACUGCGUAUUUGACGUUACGUGCGUAAGCAUCGAGCAAGCAUCGAUUUCAUCACGAAAAUUACAUAUUCCUUGUUCUUUUUGGUACUUGUUUAAUUAGAAUUAACUGAUUUUGAAUAUAAAGUAAUUAAGAGGAUCUGUGUGCAAGUUUCGAUGAGAAGGUAAAUUUAAAUUAACAUAUGUGUCACUUAUCAAAGUUACAAAUAGAAGAAGCAAAUUGGUCAAUUUGGAGUACCUGAAGCAGUUAAAUAGUUAUCAAUAUGGUGAAAAUUUAUGCACUGGGUGUGCUAUACAAAGGAGUCAACAGUGCGACACUCCUUAAAGCAGCGUACAAUCUACAAAGCUUCAGUAUAUUCCAGCGAGGCUCAGUUCAAGAGUUCAUGGUGUUUGUUAGUAAGACAAUAGUAGAAAGAACCCAGCCAGCGUCUCGGCAGUCUGUUAAAGAAGGAGAGUAUAUGUUACAAGUCUAUGUCAGAGCAGAUAAUUUAGCAGGAGUUCUGAUAUCUGACCAUGAGUACCCUAACAGAGUGGCUCACACACUGAUCACCAAAAUACUGGAUGAGUUCACAGCAGCAGUGCCUGCUACCCAAUGGCCGACAGGCAGUGAGGACAGAAUAGAUUUCCAUGUGUUGCCAGAAUACUUAACAAAAUACCAAAACCCCAGGGAAGCUGAUGCAUUGACAAAAAUACAGAAUGACUUGGAUGAAACAAAGAUCAUUCUCCAUGAUACUAUUAAGGCAGUGCUAGAAAGAGGUGAGAAAUUAGAUGAUGUUGUUGCUAAGACUGAGAGUCUAUCGAUGCAGAGUAAAUUAUUUUACAAGACUGCCCGAAAGACUAACAGCUGCUGUAAUUUCUAAGGCAUUCUGAUGUUAGACCUGACUUGGCCAUAGUUCAAUUAUUUUAAUAUGAUUUUAAUGUUAUUGACGGCUUGAUUUCAUUAUUGUGGCCAUUAUUAUACCCACUGUAAAAAUUACUAGAUAAAAUGUUAGAUUUAUUUUUCUGUCAUUCUUUACAUAAUGUCACAUGUAUUUGAUUAAGUAGGUAUUACAUAAAUGUUAUGUUUUUUGGGGUUUCCUGUAUUAUUGGACAUAUAGUGUAAUGUUAAAUGUAUGUGAAUAAUUUUAGGUAAGACAGUGGUCAAAUAAAAUAUUCUCAGUAAAAAAAAUGCUAUGAUGCCAAAUCAGAAAUCAUCACAAUGUUGUAAUUAAAGAUACUAAAUAUGGUAUCAUUUGAAAGCUUUCCCUGUGGCCUAAGUGUUAUAUUACAAUAAACUUUAGUUAAGGCUGCACACAUCCAAACUUCUAUGGGUGCAAGUUAUAGACGUAUGGUGUCUGAACAAAUAUUAUUUAGUUAUUACUUUAUAGUAGGAUCAUAAAAUGUAUGAUUUGUAUUCUGCUUGUGUGAUAAAAAUAGCAAUUAUUGAGAUCUAUAAGUAAAUUGUUUUAAGCAUAUCCACCUGAAUAUAUUGAUGCAAUUUGGUUCAUUAAAAGAUAUGCACUUUGACGGGAGACCUAGAGGUUUAAUUUCUUACUAUUCACUAGCAAAAGUUUGAGUUGGAGAUAUUUUGGGUGAUGGAUGUGUGUAAGCAAUAACCUUAUAUUAUGUAUAAACAAUAAAUGUCCUUAAUGUAGUACUUGUUAAAAAGCUAGAGUAGUAUUGAGUCAUGAGAUUUAAAUGUUUGAAAACAGGAAGUAAAACUUUAUACGAAAUACUGUCUGAAUGUAAAAGAUGUGGAAAUGAAAUAGGUACCUGUUUACUCAGCGCACAGUUUAUCACUAUAUCUUUGGUUUUCAUAUUUGUAUAUAUGUAUCUUACAUUUGCUAGCUGUACCUAUCUCUUAUCUAUUUGGGAAAGUGUUUCAUAUAAAUAAACGUUUUUCCCACAUGCUUAAGAAGUUGCCACUUAUCUUGUAUCUAUUAUUUGUUUUUAAAUCCAUAUUUUCAUGUGCUAAUGAGUCAUUUAGGCAGUGAUUCAUGCUUAUAAGUGGUACCCAUCGCUGCAAGGCAGUGAUAGUACAAAGGUUAUGCUCUUAUAAUCUAUUCUGAUAUGAUAUUUCCCUGUUAGAGGUUCAAUAUUAAUUGCGAUUCUUGUCUUAAUUUAAUUCAGUACAGUUAAUACGAUGUUUUAAAGAUGUGUUAAAACUAUUAUCAUAAAUGUCUAGAGAGAACAGAUUGUCGGAUUUGCGACGCAGUUGUGUGACGUCACAAUCAAAGGAGUAUUUUUAUGGUGCAUGCUAAACAGAUGAUACAAUGCAUUUUGAAUAGUUAACUUGCAUACAUCCUGUAUGGUACGGAAAUAGGCUUGAGCAGUAUUUUUUUUUAAGUAAAAGUAUUGCGUUAAUACUUUACCUAAUGCUAAAGGUCAUGGCACACAUGAACAGCACAGCACGACGCAGCUGUCAGGUAGCUGCAAAGUCGAUGUCAUCCCGCCAUUGGCUUUUUAAAUUGACGUUAUAAAAUGUUUUAAAUAUGAGAUACGAUUUAAAGGUCGAAUCAAAUGUAGUUAAUCGCUUAGUUGAAGCUGCCGUGCGCUGCCGUUCAUGUGUGGUACCUUAAAAUACUGCUACCAAUAGAAUAUACAGCUAUCCGGGCUAUAUGUGUUUGUAGCGGCACUACAAUUUACAACACCGCCAUCUACACAUUCGAAGAUGCAACUAUCAUCUACUAUCCUGCAUCGCACAUGCAGUGUUCGCGCGCACAGUGAACACAGACAGAUCACCCCGACAACAACUGCCGGGCAGUAGCCCACCGGACAAAAACACCUGUCCGGUCGGAGGAUCCUCCCUUUAGUGCGAGGUAUGAUGAGCUUUACUCUCUGCUCUCAUACCUCCACAUGUUCAAUAAUGACAUUUUACUCAUUGUGCACUCGUAAUGUUUUACAUUUCAGUAAAAGCUAGAAAGUAUCAAAGUAUACUGCAGUAUGAAUCUAUAACUGCCAAUUUAUACAGAUAAAACGGGGUGGCGGGUGCAUUGACACAAGGUCGCAUACCAACCUUUAACCAACCUGACCUAGAUCCUUGAGUGAUGACCUGAUUUACGUAGUGGCUGCAUUCGAUUAUACGUCGGCAUUCGGCAUACAUUUAUAAAACAAAAAAUACAGCUAUACAUUCCUACUAUGUAGUAAAUUAGAUCUGUAUAUUGUACACGGCAGCCGGGCCUUAGAUAGUUUGAUUUGAUUUGUUUAGUACGUAAAUCGUGUUUAGAGGGAAAGUAUAAUGUUGAAGUUGUGGGAGCCAACUUGAUUAUAUGGUCGGUACAUGUAAGUUAGAAGCUAAACAGUUGCCGAGCUUUUCUCCACUAAACCCCAUUCAUCUACGUGUGCCGACUUGAUAGAACACCACAAGCAUUUUGCACCCAUAUUUAUUUUAUAAUGCAUCUUAAAUUGAGGACAAAAGAAGUAGGAAUAGGUAAUGCGUUGUGGGUAAAGUGGCGUUUAUAUUUAGAUGUCUGUGGCGAUAAUAAGGUUAUAUAAUAUCUUUACCCUAGUAUUGAUAACGUUAUAAGGUUAUCCUUGAGAAUUUUGGAUGUGAUUUGAAAAAUUUAAUUGAUGUGUAAUAUCUACUUUGUAUUAACAUGUUAAUGGAAGUUGGAUGUUAUUUAUUGUAUACUUGCUUCAUGACGUGUUAGUCUAUAAAUAAAUCGAUAUUUACAAUUUA